This is a messenger RNA of Cricetulus griseus (Chinese hamster), 4477 nucleotides long. The record is from RefSeq and is a predicted model, not a curated record. NCBI's taxonomy places the organism in Eukaryota, Metazoa, Chordata, Mammalia, Rodentia, Cricetidae.
AUGAAGAAGUUUAAUUUUCGAAAAGUUUUGGAUGGCUUAACUGCCUCUUCCCCUGGCAGUGGUAGCAGCAGUAACAGUGGAGGGGUUGGAAGUGGCUCCGUUCAUCCAGGAGGGACUGCAGGGGCUCUCAGAGAGGAGAUUCAGGAAAGCCUGACUUCAGACUAUUUCCAGAUUUGCAAGACAGUUCGGCAUGGUUUUCCUUAUCAGCCCACAGCACUGGCCUUUGAUCCAGUCCAGAAAAUCUUGGCUAUUGGAACAAGAACAGGUGCUAUACGAAUACUUGGGAGGCCUGGUGUUGACUGUUACUGCCAACAUGAAAGUGGUGCAGCUGUCUUGCAGCUCCAAUUCCUGAUCAAUGAGGGCGCUUUGGUUAGUGCGAGUUCAGAUGAUACACUUCAUUUGUGGAAUCUGAGACAGAAAAGGCCAGCCAUUCUUCAUUCCCUUAAGUUUAACAGAGAACGAAUUACUUACUGUCAUCUACCUUUCCAGAGUAAAUGGCUCUAUGUUGGAACAGAAAGAGGAAAUACACAUAUUGUAAAUAUUGAAUCUUUCAUUCUUUCUGGGUAUGUCAUCAUGUGGAACAAGGCAAUUGAACUAUCCACCAAGACUCACCCAGGCCCAGUUGUUCACUUAAGUGAUAGCCCAAGAGAUGAAGGGAAACUGUUAAUAGGUUAUGAAAAUGGUACUGUAGUAUUCUGGGACUUGAAAUCUAAAAGAGCAGAACUGAGAGUUUAUUAUGAUGAGGCUAUUCAUUCAAUUGAUUGGCAUCAUGAAGGCAAACAAUUCAUGUGCAGCCAUUCGGAUGGUAGCUUGACUUUAUGGAACCUGAAAAGCCCAAGUCGCCCUUUCCAAACCACAGUACCACAUGGAAAAAGUCAAAGAGAAGGAAGGAAGUCUGAGCCUUGUAAACCGAUUCUUAAAGUAGAGUACAAAACUUGCAGGAACAGUGAACCAUUUAUAAUAUUCUCUGGUGGGCUGUCAUAUGACAAAGCUUGCAGAAGACCAAGUUUAACCAUCAUGCAUGGAAAAGCAAUUACAGUACUUGAAAUGGAUCAUCCUAUUGUUGAAUUUCUAACUUUAUGUGAAACACCUUAUCCAAAUGAAUUUCAAGAACCCUAUGCUGUUGCUGUACUUCUAGAGAAAGAUCUCAUCGUAGUUGAUCUGACACAAACCAAUUUUCCAAUCUUUGAAAAUCCAUAUCCAAUGGACAUUCAUGAGUCACCAGUUACAUGCACAGCAUAUUUUGCCGAUUGCCCUCCAGAUUUGAUUCUAGUACUCUAUUCUAUAGGAGUCAAGCAUAAAAAACAAGGAUACAGUACAAAGGAAUGGCCAGUCAGUGGAGGAGCUUGGAAUCUUGGAGCACAAACUUAUCCAGAAAUCAUUAUUACUGGUCAUGCUGAUGGAUCAAUAAAAUUUUGGGAUGCUUCUGCAAUGACUCUGCAGAUGUUGUACAAGUUAAAAACUUCAAAAGUAUUUGAAAAGCAGAAAGUAGGAGAUGGCAAACAAACAUGUGAAAUUGUAGAGGAAGAUCCAUUUGCUGUUCAGAUGAUUUACUGGUGUCCAGAGAGCAGAAUAUUUUGUGUAUCAGGAGUCUCUGCAUAUGUUAUAAUUUAUAAAUUCAGCAGACAUGAAAUUACAACAGAAAUAGUGUCAUUAGAGGUACGACUUCAGUGUGAUGUUGAAGAUAUUAUUACCCCGGAGCCAGAAACAAGUCCUCCAUUUCCAGAUCUCUCCUCUCAACUCCCCUCUUCAAGGAGUCUUUCUGGAAGCACUAAUACUGUGUCUAGUGAAGGGGUGACAAAGGACAGCAUCCCGUGCCUCAGUGUUAAAACACGGCCCGUUCGGAUGCCACCUGGCUAUCAAGCAGAUCUUGUUAUUCAGUUGGUGUGGGUAGAUGGUGAGCCUCCCCAGCAGAUUACCAGCCUUGCAAUAAGCUCAGCAUAUGGAAUAGUUGCAUUUGGAAACUGCACUGGGUUGGUUGUAGUGGAUUUCAUACAGAAGACAGUACUAUUAAGUAUGGGAACCAUUGACCUCUAUAGAUCAAGUGACCUGUACCAGCGACAGCCCCGAUCUCCUCGAAAAAACAAGCAGUUCAUUGCAGACAACUUUUGCAUGCGUGGGCUGUCUAACUUUUAUCCUGAUUUAACGAAACGGAUCCGUACUUCCUAUCAGAGCUUAACAGAGCUGAAUGACAGUCCAGUUCCCCUGGAACUUGAGCGCUGCAAGUCUCCCACUUCAGACCAUGUAAAUGGACACUGCACAAGUCCAACUUCUCAGAGUUGCAGUUCUGGAAAACGUCUUUCCAGUGCUGAUGUUUCAAAAGUAAAUCGCUGGGGUCCUGGAAGACCACCAUUUAGAAAGGCACAGUCAGCUGCUUGCAUGGAGAUUUCUUUACCAGUUACAACUGAAGAAGCCAGAGAGAAUUCCUAUAACCGCUCCAGGAGCUCUAGCAUCUCCAGUAUUGACAAAGACUCCAAAGAAGCAGUUACAGCUUUAUACUUCAUGGAAUCCUUCGCACGAAAGAAUGACUCUACUGUUUCCCCUUGUCUGUUUGUUGGAACUAGUCUGGGAAUGGUAUUACUCAUCUCCCUGAACCUACCAUCAUCAGAUGAACAAAGGUUUACAGAGCCAGUGAUGGUAUUGCCAAGUGGUACAUUCCUCUCAUUGAAAGGAGCUGUGCUAACAUUUUCCUGCAUGGACAGAACUGGCAGUUUAAUGCAGCCUCCAUAUGAAGUAUGGAGGGAUCCAAACAACACAGAUGAAAAUGAAAAAACGUGGAAAAGGAAAUUAGUUAUGAACUACUCCACUUCAUCCCAAGAAACAGGCGACCAUCAGUAUACAAUAAUCUGCUCAGAAAAGCAAGCCAAAAUCUUCUCACUGCCGUCUCAGACCUGCCUUUACGUUCACAACAUCACAGAGACCUCUUUCAUUCUGCAAGCAGAGGUGGUGGUCAUGUGUAACAGUGCCUGCUUGGCCUGCUUUUGUGCAAAUGGGCAUAUCAUGAUAAUGAGUUUACCUAGUCUCCGCCCAAUGUUGGAUGUAAAUUAUUUGCCACUGACAGACAUGAGGAUAGCACGGACAUUUUGUUUUACUAAUGAAGGACAGGCAUUAUACCUCGUCUCUCCUACUGAAAUCCAGCGGUUAACAUAUAGCCAAGAAAUGUGUGAUAAUAUUCAGGACAUGUUAGGCGAUUUGUUUACUCCCAUAGAAACACCAGAAGCUCAAAAUAGAGGCUUUCUCAAGGGACUAUUUGGUGGAAGUGGACAGACAUUUGACAGAGAAGAGCUCUUUGGAGAAGCUACAGCAGGAAAAGCAUCCCGAAGCCUUGCACAGCACAUUCCUGGACCAGGAAGUAUAGAAGGGAUGAAAGGUGCUGCUGGAGGGGUGAUGGGAGAGCUUACCCGAGCCCGAAUUGCACUUGAUGAGAGAGGGCAACGGCUGGGCGAGCUGGAAGAGAAGACUGCAGGGAUGAUGACCAGUGCAGAAGCAUUUUCCAAACAUGCACAUGAGUUAAUGCUGAAAUACAAGGAUAAGAAAUGGUACCAGUUCUAACCAUCUAAAGAAGCUGUGACUGCUUUGAGAAACCAUUAUUCAGGGAAACCAAAUUUAUUCCCAGCAUCACUAUUCAACUGCUAGAAACCAGUUUCUUCUACAAAAUGUUUCAUUAGAGCCCAUCUGAAGUUAUCCUAAGGAGGCGUACCCAAGGCAAAGCCGCUGUACACCAUGCAAGCUGGAACCCCGGUUACAAUCCCAAGAUAAUGGCUGAAUUUGUCUUUUCCCCAUGUGGAAUGGACGUUAUCAUCUUGGCAUAUAAUUUGCUAAGAAUUUGUGUUUGGAAACUAUUGGGGAGUCCUUUUGAUUUGAAAUUUCCUGUACAAAAAAAAAAGCAUUAAUGCACUUAAUGAAAAAAAUCUUUGCAUGAUAAAUUAAUAUCUUAAGAGGAAAAGAAACAAAAGCAUGUUAUAACAGAAGAAAAAAGGAUUUAUGGUAAACUACUUUUAUGAAUUGGGCCACACCCAACAGUUUAAAAAUCUGCAUUAGAAGAUAACAGUGCAUUUCAAGUGUAUCUGCCAUACCCAACCAAAAAGGAAUCAAAACAAACCCAGAAUUUUUUUUUUUUCAUCUGAAACUUCCCUUAGUAUACUAGGACAUUACCUAUCAAAUUCUUCCUAGCAAAAAUCUGAUUAACAUUUUUCUCUCUUCAUAGGGUUUCACAUCAUUUACAGCUCUCACUCAUAAUCAAGUUCUGCCAGGAUAGUGAAGUAUUCACAACUCUUCUUUCUAUUUCUGUCACCCUCAGGAUGAACCUGUGGUUUUAGUCCUCAGCCGAACAGGGCUGAGUCACCUCCCAGCAUUCCUUCAGCUUGGUUUGUAGUCUACAGAGGAGUUGGCGAUAGGUUUGCAGGCACUAGAUGACAGGAACAAUGCAGUUAGUUUUGAGAACUGAUUUCACAAGGAGUGGAAUUUCACAUACCCC